AUGAAGUUUACCAUUGCUGCAAUCAUCUCUCUUAUGGCAGCCACUAUCUCCGCCACGCCUCUUGAGGUCCGCCAGUCCAACCAAGUGACCGUGGCUCUAUCCAAUGACCAAUCUGGUGCCUAUGCCGGCGUGAAAUUUCAAGCCGAUGGCUCCGAUAGGGGCAUCUUCUCCUUGUUCAGUGGUACUUCUGUUGGGGCAGGUGGUACUGUCAAGGCAACUUCCGCCCAGCUCACCAACUUUGCGCAAUCUAUCAAUUGUGUCAUCAAAAACAAUGAUGCUACCAUUGGUACCUUGACUGCUCAGCAGACAUAUCUGGAUCUUGAUGGAAAUCCCAACGCCGCGAUUCCAAUCAAUCUCAACAAUGCUGUGAUUCGCUGCCGUGUUUGA
Molecule: messenger RNA, 387 nt
Organism: Penicillium samsonianum
Lineage: Eukaryota; Fungi; Ascomycota; Eurotiomycetes; Eurotiales; Aspergillaceae
Exons: 1
Coding region: 1-387 (128 amino acids)
Source: RefSeq, a predicted model, not a curated record